Messenger RNA from Engraulis encrasicolus (European anchovy), 1224 nucleotides. It is a transcript of the gene dpf1, whose product is annotated as double PHD fingers 1. The record is from RefSeq and is a predicted model, not a curated record. Gene Ontology annotation, biological process: positive regulation of transcription by RNA polymerase II. The transcript is spliced from 12 exons. Bases 1 to 1224 code for a protein of 407 amino acids. Lineage: Eukaryota; Metazoa; Chordata; Actinopteri; Clupeiformes; Engraulidae. Gene Ontology annotation, cellular component: MLL3/4 complex. Gene Ontology annotation, molecular function: histone H3K4 methyltransferase activity; transcription coactivator activity; histone binding.
AUGAAAUUGAAAUUGCUGGUAUAUUACAUGUACAAUACCGGGCAUCUGCAGUCUUACAUUGUAUCAUUCUAUAUCAAAAUGGCCACAGUGGUACAAAACCCCCUGAAAACACAGUCCAGUGGAGCUGUGUUGAAAAACAGCCUGGGGGAGGAGUUCUACCGGGAGGCCAUUGAGCACUGCCGCAGCUACAACGCCCGCCUGUGUGCCGAGCGCUCCAUGCGGCUGCCCUUCCUGGACUCCCAGACGGGGGUGGCGCAGAGCAACUGCUACAUCUGGAUGGAGAAGAACCACAGAGGCCCAGGUCUGGCCCCUGGGCAGCUGUACACGUACCCGGCCCGCUGCUGGAGGAAGAAGAGGCGGCUAAACAUCCUAGAGGACCCACGACUCGGGCCCAUAGAGUUCAAGAUUGAUUACGAGGCGGCCCUCAAGAAGGAGGGUGGGGUCCCUGAGGGCCCCGUGCUGGAGUCUCUGCUGGCUGGGGAGGCGCUGGACAAGAAGGUGGAGACCAAGGAGGAGGAGCCCAUGAGCGAAUGUCAAAAGCUCCUGGUGGGGGACUUUCCUCACGAGCUGGACAUGGAGGAGAUGGAGGAGGACGUCCCCAAGCGCAAGAACCGCACAAAGGGACGGGCUUGUGGUGUUGGAGGCAUGAGGAAGAGGCAGGAGGCGACCUCCAUAGAGGACAGGGACAAGCCAUACGUCUGCGACAUUUGCGGUAAGCGGUAUAAGAAUCGUCCGGGCCUCAGCUACCACUACACCCACACUCACCUGGCGGACGAGGAGGGGGAGGAGGACUCCGAGCGCCACACCCUGCCUUUCCAGCGCAAGAACAACCACAAACCCAAGAAAGCGGCCGACGGUUCGGUCAUCCCCAACGGUUACUGCGACUUCUGCCUGGGCGGCUCCAAGAAGACGGGCUGUCCCGAAGACCUCAUCUCCUGUGCAGACUGUGGGAGAUCAGGCCACCCCUCCUGCCUGCAGUUCACCCUGAACAUGACGGCGGCCGUGCGCACCUACCGCUGGCAGUGCAUCGAGUGCAAGUCCUGCAGCUUAUGUGGCACCUCCGAGAAUGAUGAUCAGCUUCUGUUUUGUGACGACUGUGACAGGGGAUACCACAUGUACUGUCUGAGCCCCCCCAUGUCCGAGCCACCUGAGGGAAGCUGGAGCUGCCAUUUGUGUUUGCGGCAGCUAAAAGAGAAGGCGUCCGCUUACAUCACCCUGACCUAA